Molecule: messenger RNA, 1495 nt
Organism: Syngnathus acus (greater pipefish)
Lineage: Eukaryota; Metazoa; Chordata; Actinopteri; Syngnathiformes; Syngnathidae
Product: ATP-sensitive inward rectifier potassium channel 1-like
Exons: 2
Coding region: 104-1333 (409 amino acids)
Biological process (GO): regulation of monoatomic ion transmembrane transport; potassium ion import across plasma membrane
Cellular component (GO): plasma membrane
Molecular function (GO): ATP-activated inward rectifier potassium channel activity
Source: RefSeq, a predicted model, not a curated record
GUCAACUUCACGUGUUACGUUGCGUUCAUAAAAGCAAGCAUGACAGGUCACAGACACGAAAGACAAAAGUCGUCGUGACUUUUAGCGACACUUUAGCUUAACAAUGAACGCGUUGACAGCCUCUUGCAGCACGCUGAUCCUUAUUCUUAUCAAGGGAGCGCGCAUGCCAGGUAUUUCCAGAAUGUUCCAGCGGAUCCAGGGUCACAUCCAACCGAAGGUGCACCCGGGUCGCAAAAGCCGGCUGGUGACCAAAGAGGGGCGCUGCAAUAUCGAGUUUGGCAACAGGGAGCCGGGAAACCACCUGCCUUACCUUGUGGACAUGUGGACCACCUUCGUAGAGAUCCGCUGGCGCUUCGUGCUGCUUCUGUUCGUUGCCUCCUUCAUGGGGAGCUGGUUCAUCUUCAGCCUGCUGUGGUACUGGAUCGCCCGGAGCAACGGGGACAUUUCGGCGUCUCACCGCAUCAACCGAACCACGUGCAUCGCCAACGUCAACAGCUUGACCACGGCCUUCCUCUAUUCCCUGGAGACGCAGACCACCAUCGGGUACGGCGGGCGGGCCCCGACCGGAGAGUGCGCCGGCACGGUGGCGCUCAUCAUCCUGCAGUCCAUGGUGGGCGUCUUCAUCAACAGCUUCAUGUGCGGGAUCAUCCUGGCCAAAAUGUCUCUCCCUAAGAGACGUGCCAAGACGGUUAGUUUCAGCGACACGGCCGUCAUCUGCUUGAAGAACAGCAAACUAUGCCUCCAGAUCCGCGUGGCCAACCUCCGCAAGACGCUUCUGAUCGGGAGCCAGAUCUACGGAAAGCUCUUGAAGACCACCACCACCACGGACGGCGAGACCCUGAUCCUGGACCAGCUAGACAUCCAUUUCACGGCAGACGCCGGCAAGGACAACCUCUUCUUCGUUUGUCCCCUGACGCUCUACCACGUGAUCGACGGGGCCAGUCCCUUCUACGAGCUCUCCGCAGACACGCUGCCCCAUCAGGACUUUGAGCUGGUGGUCUUCUUGGAUGGUACGGCCGAAUCCACCAGUUCCGUCUGCCAGGUGCGGACCUCUUACAUCCCACCGGAGAUCCAGUGGGGGCACAGCUUCCUGCCCAUCAUCUCGCGGACCAAGACGGGCAAGUAUUGCGUGGAUUUUUACAACUUUUCCAAAAGCGUGCGGGUGGCAACGCCGCACUGCGCCCAGUGCUUUGAGGACAAAGCGGAGGCCAAGCACCAGGUCCACAACCUACACAAGCUGGACAAUGAGAAGAAUCAGCAGAAGUUGGGCAUCCACAACAUGGCAUUUCAGGUCACCGACAUUCACGAGGUCGCGGACGUCACCAAGAUGUGAACUGAGAUGCUUCUCAUAAAUGACGAUGGAAAAGGUCAAGCGGGUCCAGAAAAAUCAGCACGGGUACCGUUUGUUCAGGUUGGAACCAGGUCCAGGGUCAGAUGACACAAGGAAGGUUCUUAACUGUCACCCCUGUCUGUUAAACAAGUGACUAGAUGAGUU